AUGUCCACGGAGGUCACGGAGGACGAGGUUCUCUUCAACUCGACCGCUUCUACCACAGAACCUCCGCGGGCAUACUUUUCCGUAUCCAGACCGGAUUCAGUACUGACAAUCAUCGACAACCCAUUCCGAACUCGGCAGUCGACAGUCCUGGUCAUCAUCGGAGUCGUGGCUCUGGGCAUCUGCACAGUAUUUCUAGCAGUCCGCUACGCACAGGUCCUGAGAUGCAACAUGCACGAAUGCGUCAAGGCCCCAUUGACACUGGAGGCGCAAAAGUCAAAUCGAUUGGGCGACGAUGACCAGAAUGAGGAUUAUCCAGAUGACCAGACUCCCGUCACCCAGUCACCCGACUCAUACGAUGACAAUCAUUCCUCCAUCCGACGCCGUCCUCGAGCAAGGUUUCCGCAGCCCAAGACGAUUGCAAUCGGAGGAGUUCGAGAAGGGAAGAUAGCACAGCGGAGAGCCUCAAUGUCGCGGAGCGUUGGACGUGACGUGCAGGCACCGAAAGAGACGCUUGCCAUGACCGAACCGAUCUGA
Messenger RNA from Cladophialophora carrionii CBS 160.54, 534 nucleotides. RefSeq lists its product as uncharacterized. The record is from RefSeq and is a predicted model, not a curated record. NCBI's taxonomy places the organism in Eukaryota, Fungi, Ascomycota, Eurotiomycetes, Chaetothyriales, Herpotrichiellaceae. The transcript has a single exon. Bases 1 to 534 code for a protein of 177 amino acids.